AUGGACAUCUUUCGGCUCUCGGACGACGGGAGGGGGCUGCUGGGACAGUUAAGCCUGCCUGGGGUGCUCGAAGCUAGCGUUAUUCUUACGGGAAGCAGAAAGGUUCUCGAAGACCUGAUAUCGCAAUUCGAAGGGAACGAUGAAGAGGCUGAAGCCUCUGAUAAUCCCGAUGAGAAUGAUGGCUCGGGCUCAGAAAACAAAAUCAGCAAGGUUGAGACGAAAGGAGAGGGCAUCGAUAAGAAGGAGGAGGAAGCCAACGAAGAAAUAGAAGAAGAGGAAGAGGACGACGACGAAGAGAGCGAGGUCGAGGAGCAGAAGCGAUUCAAAAACUUCGAGAAAAACAGCUUCCGCUCUCCAAAAUUCUGGUUCCAAUGGAAUGGGGACGUCACACCUACCGCGACCUCCUCUUUAGACCAUCAGACGUCACCGACACCUAUUCGGGAGACUGGAAGAGGCUACGUUGUGUUCUCUGGAAACGACUGCCGAUCUUUUAAGGGAACCAUCAGCUGCGACUCACUAGGUUGGAAAGACGUCUCAAUAUCUGGAUGGAAGGAAGUUUCCAUGAGCGAGAGGGACGUCCCCUUCGUCUGGAAGUAA
Molecule: messenger RNA, 597 nt
Organism: Colletotrichum fioriniae
Lineage: Eukaryota; Fungi; Ascomycota; Sordariomycetes; Glomerellales; Glomerellaceae
Source: RefSeq, a predicted model, not a curated record